AUGGAGAGUAGAAAACGCAAGGCGGAUGAUGAGCUGGAUCCCAGCACGGGUGAUGUUGGCAGAGUGCCUGAGGUCGAUCCUAGUAUUACGGACAGCGUGCCUAAAGUUCAACCCACUACUGCUGGCAGCGUCCCGGGGGCCGGACCCAUCACGGCUGACAGCAUUUCCAAAGUCGAUCCCGCCAUGGCCGCUUACAUUGAGAAGAGACGCAGAGAGAAGGAUGAGUGGCUGGAACGGCAGGGAAACGCACUGUGGAAGAACUACUGGACCGUGAGGGAACAACAGCUCUCUAAGCCAUUUGGGCCACGGCCGAGCUAUCCACAGGUGAUCGAGGUUUGGCAACGUGAUGAGGUAAUAUAG
Messenger RNA from Aspergillus piperis CBS 112811, 360 nucleotides. RefSeq lists its product as uncharacterized. The coding region runs from base 1 to 360 and encodes 119 amino acids. NCBI's taxonomy places the organism in Eukaryota, Fungi, Ascomycota, Eurotiomycetes, Eurotiales, Aspergillaceae. The transcript has a single exon. The record is from RefSeq and is a predicted model, not a curated record.